CGUGGUGGGGUUGGCACCUUGGGGACUGCCGAGCAAGCAAUGGCUCAGAUCCCACCCUCUGUCCAGCUACCCAAUAGAUAAAGAAGUGGGGGUGUGGUCUUAGCGGGAUUUUGUCAGCAUUUGAAAUGCGCUUUCAAAGCCCAGCGGCGUGCUGUCGUUGGUGCCGAAGCCACGAACUGGUUUUCAGCCAACUUCCCCAAUUCGGCUUUAUGAUUGCUUGUCAUUGGUUAGAGAACUGGGCGACAUGCAAACUCCAACGGUCGAACGAGUACUAAGCUUAUGUAUAAUCAAUGAUGUAAGUUGUAAUUGUAUUAUAUACAGGACAGAUCGGAAUACCGCGCGCGAGCAAGCGAGAAGACGAUAUGAAUAGUGGAUUACCGAUUUGGUAGCUGAAAUGGAUGACAACUCGAUGAGUGAGCCGCUUGCAAGCAGAAAACUCCAUCCGUACGUACCAAGUGGAGCCUGGCGAUGGUUUGAGAUGCUCAUGGAAUCUUUCGAGGUCUCUCGGCGGAAAUGCUCCAGGGUUCCUUCCAUGAUGGGGGUUGGGGGGAAGGUGUCGGUCUCGAAUUCUGCCGGGUAGAACCCCGUCUUUUGCUGUCCGUAGGGAAAGAGGACAGACAUAGGAAGGUAGAUACAUAUAAGGGGUCCUUCCCGCCUUUUUGACAUCUAUCUAUAAGUUCAUCUCAUCACCAACCAACCCAUCAUCCCAUCUUGUCUUCCGCUCCUAUGCAGAGAUUCGCCCACCCGCUUCGCACACUCCUCAAAAACACCACCUAUAGAGUUGCUACUCCCCGUCCUAUCACCACACCAAUUACUACCCCGAAGAUGUUUUCCUCCAGCAAAACCACCCCCGCCGUCCAGAGCGCUGACGGCUUCCUCUCCCACAUCAAAGCCCGUCGCACAAUCUACGCCCUCAACAAGACCCUCCCCAUCUCUACCGACCGCGUCCAAGAAAUCGUAAAGGAAUCCCUCCUCCACGUCCCCUCUUCCUUCAACUCCCAAUCCAACCGCGUCGUCGUCCUCCUCGGCGCCGAGCACGACAAGUUCUGGGACAUCACCACCGCCAUCCUCAAGUCCAUCGUCCCCGAGGAGAACUUCGCCUCGACGGCCGCCCGCAUGGCCGGGUUCAAGGCCGGCGCAGGCACUGUUUUGUUCUUUGAGGACCAGGACGUCGUCAAGGGCAUGCAGGAAAAGUUUGCCCUUUAUGCUGAUCGUUUCGACCCCUGGGCUGGCCACUCAAGCGCCAUGCUCCAGUUCGCAGUCUGGACUGCCCUCGAAACCGAAGGCCUGGGCGCCAACCUCCAGCACUACAACCCCCUCGUCGACCAGAAGGUCCAGCAGGAGUGGUCCGUCCCGUCGACGUGGAAGCUCUCCGCUCAGCUCGUAUUUGGCGGCAAGGCCGGCGAGCCAGGCGAGAAGACCUUUGGGCCUUUGGAGCAAAAGUACAGGGUUUUUGGUUCUGCUUAGAGAGCUGGGAGCAGGUCCAGCAACAACGUGAAAUGGACUGCAAAGCACAAUAUAAGCAGGCAUUAAGAGCAAGGCGUGGAGGACAUCGUGAGUGGGCGUUGAAACAGUGGUUUUUUUUUUCAGAAGUUUAAGAGAAUACGAAAUACCCCCUUUUAUUCAAUGAUGGCGGAUACAGACGACUGGAAUGAAACCUAGAGAGAAGAUGUACAUAUACCUAUAGAGCAUC
Podospora pseudopauciseta is the source of this 1693-nucleotide messenger RNA. It is a transcript of the gene FRM2, whose product is annotated as type II nitroreductase. The record is from RefSeq and is a predicted model, not a curated record. Bases 727 to 1467 code for a protein of 246 amino acids. Gene Ontology annotation, molecular function: oxidoreductase activity. Lineage: Eukaryota; Fungi; Ascomycota; Sordariomycetes; Sordariales; Podosporaceae. Gene Ontology annotation, biological process: cellular response to oxidative stress. The transcript is spliced from 2 exons.